UGUAUUUUAUUACUCCUAUGUAAUUUUUUUUACUACUUCCGUUUUACAUUAUUUGUAACUUUUGCUUAAAAACAACUAAUGCACCAUAUUAUUGGUUGUAAUUUGUUAUUAUUUGACUAAUGAGGGAAUAUUUUUAUUUAUAUAUAGUAACUGAUUUAUUUGCAAAUCAAAUCAAAAUUUGAAACUAGUACAAACUUAUUAAAUUAAGUUCUUCAACAUUGUUUGUUUAACGUGGAAAGAACAAGACCUUAGAUUUUCCAAAAAAAAAAAAAAAAGAAAAAAGCCCUUAGAUUGUUUUUUAUCUUUAUUUCUCAGCCACUGCUUCAAUGUUGGCAUCAUUCUAUGGCCAUCUUCCCACAACCCUCUUUUCUCUCUCCUUUGUGCAAUUGACUGUGUGUUAACUUCCCCUGCAACACUAAAAAACAAUGUCAUCAAAAACUAUAUCAUCUCUUCUUCUUGCCAACAAAUUUCUCCCACCUUCUUCAACUUCACUUAAUCACCAAAAAUCAACAUACUCACCUAACAAAUUCAUUCCAUAUCAACCACAAAAAGGAAACAAAUUCUUCUGUUUAUCAAAAUCAAAUUCUGAUACCCGGAAUGAAGAUAUAGUCAUUGUUGGUGCUGGAAUUGCUGGUCUUGCCACCGCUCUCGCCCUUCACAGGCUUGGAAUUCCAUCAUUAGUUUUGGAGCAAUCAGAUUUCUUAAGAAAAGGGGGGACAUCACUCACCCUCUUUAAGAAUGGGUGGAAAGUAUUGGAUAUUCUUGGUGUUGGAAAUGAGCUUAGGACCCAAUUUCUUCAAAUUCAAGGGAUGACUAUAAAAACAGACGAAGGGAAAGAACUUAGGUCAUUUGAGUUCAAAGACGUAGAUCCAAGUCAAGAGGUACGUGCAGUGGAGAGGAGAGUUCUUCUGCAGACUCUUGCUGAUGCACUACCCCCAAAUUCUGUGCAAUUCUCGUCGAAGUUGGCUAAGAUUGAAACAAAUCAGGGAACAGGGGAAACUCAGCUAGAGUUAACUAAUGGUACUAAAUUAUCAGCCAAGGUUGUAAUAGGAUGUGAUGGAAUCCGGUCUCAAAUAGCACAGUGGAUGGGUUUUCCAGAGCCUAAGUAUGCUGGUCAUUGUGCUAUUCGAGGGCUGGCAGUUUACAGUGAAGGGCAGCCUCAUCAACCGCGAGUGAGUUACAUCUAUGGAAGAGGAGUGAGAGCUGGAUUUGUUCCUGUUUCGCCAACAAAAGUUUAUUGGUUCAUCUGCUUCAACAGAAGCUCUCCAGGUCCAAAAAUUUCCAAUCCACUAGAGGUGAAGAGACAAGCACUCGAUUUAGUCAGCAACUGGCCUUCUGAGCUGCGGGACACCAUAGAUCUUACACCUGAAGAGACAAUCAGUCGAGCAGCCCUCGAGGACCGGUGGCUAUGGCCCACUCUGACUCCCCCAGUGUCAAAAGGAGGAGUUGUGCUAGCCGGAGAUGCCUGGCAUCCAAUGACUCCCAAUCUUGGUCAAGGUGGAUGCUGUGCCCUAGAGGAUGCAAUUGUCUUGGCAAAGAAGCUCUCUAGAGCAAUAAAUCAUGGACAAGGAUCUAUUAUAGAUGCAAUGAAAUCAUAUGGAGAUGAGAGGUGGCCUCGUGUCUUUCCCUUAACCAUACGAGCAAAUCUUGUUGGCAACCUCCUCCAAUGGGAGAAUCCUGCAGUUUGUGCAGUGAGAAAUAGCAUUGUUAUACCCAAGGUAGUCCAGAUAGGACCUCUGCUGGAGCAUACAAAUUUUGCUAGUGAACCACUGUAAUUGUGACAUUGUUAAACAGAAUCGGAGUGGUUUUGGGGGGGAAAGAAAUAGACAUAUAGUCAAACUCAAUGUGCAAAACUCAGAAGUCGACAAUAAUAUAAAUAUUAUACGAUUAUAAUAAA
Chenopodium quinoa (quinoa) is the source of this 1897-nucleotide messenger RNA. RefSeq names its product FAD-dependent urate hydroxylase. Gene Ontology annotation, molecular function: FAD binding. The transcript is spliced from 6 exons. NCBI's taxonomy places the organism in Eukaryota, Viridiplantae, Streptophyta, Magnoliopsida, Caryophyllales, Amaranthaceae. The record is from RefSeq and is a predicted model, not a curated record. The coding region runs from base 426 to 1775 and encodes 449 amino acids.